Drosophila grimshawi is the source of this 884-nucleotide messenger RNA. RefSeq lists its product as uncharacterized. The coding region runs from base 26 to 595 and encodes 189 amino acids. NCBI's taxonomy places the organism in Eukaryota, Metazoa, Arthropoda, Insecta, Diptera, Drosophilidae. The record is from RefSeq and is a predicted model, not a curated record. The transcript has 3 exons.
AUUAGGUAACUUAAACCCAACCAAAAUGAAUGCACUUUUGCUGAGAUCGACGACUAUGACAGGAUUGUUGCUCUUUCUAUUUGUUGCCUGUAGCGCCGAGCGCUAUUGGGACUAUGAGCCUCUGUCCAUAACCACAAGCACAACAGAUCCAACGAAAUUGCGCAUUGACGCAAAAACGGAACGAUUGGGACGUGAUGAAUAUGCUUUAACCAUAAAUUUUGACUUAAACUAUGACAUAGAUGAUACGACCAUGAUGGAGGCGAUAGCCUUGCGGAGCCCAACGGGCAGUGAAGAUGACUAUAGGCCGAUGCCCUGGAGCAUGGAGAAACAGCCCUUCAAUCAGGGUCUUAAGAACUAUUACGCUGACAUAUUAUAUAAAAACUUCGGCCCCUGCUCGAACCUGCCGCUUCCCGAAAACGUUUACCCCGUUCCCAAGGAUAAGUACAGGUUGGAGAAGUGUGUGAUCUCUGGCGAAGGGAUGCCCGAAGUGGCGCCUAAUGGUUACUAUAAAGUUAUUUACAAUGUUACCGGUGAAGUCGACUGGGCUUUGGUAUGCAUUGUGAAAGUAUUCCAAAAAAAUGAUUUUAUGGGUUAAAAAAAAAUUUUUGUGUUUGCAAAUGGAAUAUUAAUUUUUAACAGAAAUUUUAACAGUAAGGUCAAAUUGUUUACAAUAAUUUGCGUUUAAUUGUUUAUGUACUUCUCUGAAUAGCUUAUUCAGCUAUAAUAAAAAAAAAAAAGUUUCAAUAUUCUAUAAAAUUAACAGUUCUUCGGCAUAUUAUUAUGACAAUGAACAAUUAGAAAUCAAAUAGUAAAUAUUUUGAAUGUAAAAAGUUUAUGAAUAUAUAUAAAUAAUAUAAUAAAUGUUGCUGCUAUCUUCACAUACA